Ahaetulla prasina is the source of this 768-nucleotide messenger RNA. RefSeq names its product succinate-semialdehyde dehydrogenase, mitochondrial-like. The record is from RefSeq and is a predicted model, not a curated record. Gene Ontology annotation, molecular function: succinate-semialdehyde dehydrogenase (NAD+) activity. The transcript has 5 exons. NCBI's taxonomy places the organism in Eukaryota, Metazoa, Chordata, Lepidosauria, Squamata, Colubridae. The annotation marks the transcript as partial.
UGGCUUCGUGGAGGCCGCUGGCUCCAGGCGGCAGCCACUUUCCCCGUGCGGGACCCGGCCACCGGCACCGAGCUCCUCCAGGUAGCGGAUUGCGGCGUAGCUGAAGCGGAGGCCGCCGUGAAGGCCGCCUACGAAGCCGGCGCUGCAUGGAGCGCAGCUUCUGCCAAGGAUAGAGCGGUUUUGCUUCGUAAAUGGUAUGAUUUGAUGAUAGAGAAUAAAGAUGAACUUGCAAGGAUCAUUACAGCAGAAAAUGGAAAACCGCUGAAGGAAGCAGAAGGGGAAAUCUUGUAUUCAGCUUCUUUCUUGGAAUGGUUUGCUGAAGAAGCCCGGCGUAUUUAUGGUGAUAUUAUUCCACCUUCAGCAAAAAACAGGAGAGUCUUUGUGUUGAAGCAGCCUGUGGGAGUUGCUGCCAUCAUUACACCUUGGAAUUUUCCAAGUGCUAUGAUUACCCGAAAAGUAGGUGCUGCUUUGGCAGCUGGCUGUACAGUAGUAGUGAAGCCAGCUGAAGACACACCUUUAUCUGCCUUAGCACUAGCCGAGCUUGCAAAUCAGGCUGGAAUUCCUGCGGGAGUAUAUAAUGUUGUUCCAUGUUCCAGAAAACAGGCAGCAGCAGUUGGAGAGGUGCUCUGUACUCAUCCCUUGGUAGCCAAAAUCUCAUUUACUGGCUCAACAGCUACAGGAAAGGUAUGCAUAUUCAUGCAUUUAAAGUUUUAUACUCUAGGUUUUUUUAAAUCUUCACCAAGUUGUGACUAAAGCAUUUUUGGAAUA